Molecule: messenger RNA, 5293 nt
Organism: Stegodyphus dumicola
Lineage: Eukaryota; Metazoa; Arthropoda; Arachnida; Araneae; Eresidae
Product: brefeldin A-inhibited guanine nucleotide-exchange protein 3
Biological process (GO): regulation of ARF protein signal transduction
Molecular function (GO): guanyl-nucleotide exchange factor activity
Source: RefSeq, a predicted model, not a curated record
CUUGUUAGGUAUUUUUAUUGGAUUGUCAACAAACAUCUAACCUUAGUGCCAAAUCAAGCUGUGUGGAAGAUGAUGAACGCACUUUUACAUUUUUACUCUUUCCUCCCAAUCUUGAUCAAGAAGAUAUUGAAGCUUCGGUUAUUAGGGUCCCAUUCUGCAACUUAGUUGUCGGAUUGUUAUCUCAUCAGAUUUUACUCCAGACUCUUGGUUCUAUGCUUUUGCAAGGAACACAAUAUAUGCUUCCUAUACUUAUGACUCUUUUGCCAUCAGAAAAUCCUGUGCCAUAUGUAGCUGAUGAAGUUAAAAAACCAGGCUUUCUUUCAAAAUUGUCUACUGGUCAGCUACAGAUAUUAUCCAGUUGUCUCGAAGAUUCAUAUGAAGUUGCUUGUAAUUUUGAUUUGAGACCAGGUUUGAAAUUUUUGAUACAGAAAGUAGCACAGACAGAUGUUGCUGCUAACUUGUAUAAACAAGCUGGACUUAGCUGGACCAUCCACAUGGUUGUGCUUUUUGAGCUCUGCAUGUCAAUAUCUCCUCUAACAUUAGAGUUUGUAAAAGCCAGUAUUUGUCAUGAGAAUGGUGCUGCCAUAUCUGAUUCAGAUUCUAGUAAAUCAGAUGGGCAUUUAAUGGCCUCUGUACCUGCUGGAAAUUCAGAGCAAGAAACUUCUUCAGAAAAUAACUUUAAUGAAUUUGUGAUGUUAAGGGAUAAAUUUAGAGAUAUAUGUGAAUUAUACACGGAACAUACUAUUGACAAAGAAGGGUUAGGCACAUUAGUGGAUAAGAUGAGUGAACAACCUAUAUUUUUUCUUGCUACUCCUAUUGAUGAAAUGAAUGAUUUUUUAUUUCCCUCAAAGCAAACUGAAUCUUACAGUGCAAAAAAUGAAAAUAAAGAAGAAGUGCCACCACAAGUUUGUUAUGAUAGCUCAGAUUCUGAGGAUUUAACAAAUAUUCAUGAAGAUGAAACUAAAGAUAAAAUUUAUACACUUGCUACUGAGCAGACUAUUAAUUCACUUAUAUCUGAGUAUAAGAAACGUAAAAACCAACAUUCCAUGCCUUCUAAAAUGAAAGAAAAGCUUUCACGAAAAUGUAGCUCUUCUGCCAAAAGAAAUUCAUCAAACAGUUCUCUCCCUGGAGAGAUUGCUACCCAAAGACGUAAUUCUAUAAUGAAAGAUGGAGAGGCACAUCUUCAGGUUUUUAAGCAACUGAUCCAGUCUGUUUUAGACCUGCAUCAGUCUCUUGCCAAUGAACAAUUCAAAGCAUUUUUGCCAGUAUUUUUUCCUGGUAUUCAGUUUUUAGUAGCUUAUGCUUCAGACAGGGAACUUCGAUUAGCAAUAUCUGAGUGGUUACAGAGACUUGCUGUGUGUUGUAAUUUUCACGUAUGACUUGAAGGAAAUGUAGAAAUCUCAUUGGAAAGUGAUCUUUUUAAUGUUUUAUUUGUGGAUGUAGGUUUUAUUACUAUGUGAUGCUUUUUAUUGAAGGAUAUUGAUUUUUAUGAAUAGAGUCAUUGGAAUGUGUCUAAUGCUAUACAAACAUGUAACAUUGUAUGUCCAGUAUUUUAUUUGCAGUUAUCAAUGUUGCUUUCAUUACACAUCAGAUUGCUAAGCUUAAACUGAAGUAUAUUGUUUAAAAUUUUAAUAGAUGUGGUCAUGUUAACGAAUCGAAUGAAACAUCUUUUUUUUAAAUCUAAUUUGUAUGUGUUUUGUUAUCGAGCCUAUUUCAGUUCAUUAUGUUAUUUUUGUGGUAAAUUACAUUGAAUUUCAUUUCACUGAAUACAAGUUAAAAGUACACAAACUCUAAACAAGCCACAAAAUAGAGCUUUCAAUUUUAUUAUGUUUGAUUUUAAUACACAGCAAAAGAUACCUAGUCAAAAAUUUUUUAAUGUAAUAGAAUUUUCCUUUGUGUGUGUGUGUGUGGUUUUUUUUUUUUUUUUUUUUUUUUCCCUUGUGUGUGUGUGUGGGAAGAAGGGGCUGAUUGUUUUUAUCUUUUAAUUACGAUGAUCAGAAAAAUUUAAUAUUUUUUUUCUUAAUGUGGUGUCAGAAAUCAGUGAUAUAAAUUAUGUGAAAAUUCAGCUAGAUACAACAAGUGUGGUAAUUCUGCAAAAGGCUGAUAACAUGUAACUGUAGAUUACAGAAAAAAAAAGUUAUAAAUUCAUUCAUAACUGGAAGUUUCCAAUAGAUUGUUAUAUUAUAUUAUAACAAUUAUAUAAUAUAAUAUUGUAAUAUUAUACAAAUUGUUCCUGAUAUAUUAUUUUAUGAUGAUUAUGGGUUAUAUAUAUAUAAAUUAUGUAUGCACGAUAUGGGCACCAUGUGUUGAGAAGCAAUAUUGAACCAUGACUAUCUUUAACAAUGUCCUAAGAAAUUUUAUUCUUUUUCUAGUAAAACAAACUUGUAUUAAAUCUUUUCAGUUAGUGGUAGUAACAUGCAAAAAAACAACAGAUCAACAUUGUUUACAAUUAAGUUAUAGUUUUACCAUUUAAGGUAUUUCAUCUCAAUAUGUUUAAUGUUUUAAAAAAACAGCUGGAGUAAAAAACUUAGUAUUUGAAUAUGAAAUCUAUUCCCAGUCUUUAAUGGCAAAGCAUAAUUCUGUGGGAAUAUGAGAAAGAACAGAGAAAGAAAAUUCUAAAUGAAGUGCUAAUAGUAAAGCUAUUAUUUCUCUUGUAAUCGAUUUUUAUUUUAUGUAUCAAGUUUUUUGUUUUUGAGGAGAUUUUUUUUAAUAAGAAUCUCAAUGCAUGUUUGUUUUUAAAUUCCCAUGAAAUUGCACUGCAUAUCUUCCAUGAAAUUAUCAAGCAUAUGUAUUAGUAAUUUCCAGAUUAUUAAAAUAAACUAAACUAAAUUAAAUGAUAAAAUUUUUAUGUGAUAUUUUUAGGUAUACGAAUUCUUGUUAGCAUACUUACAUGAAUAUUUGUUAACUCUGUUGUGAGUACUUUUUAUUUGCACUAAAUAGUGUCUAAUAAUACAUUCUAAAAAUCUUUGAAAUUGUGUAUCUAGUGUAGUAACAUUCUGAUUCAUAUAACAUGACCUUGCCCCAAAUCAAAGCUUAAAUAUUAGGUUAUUUUUUUAUUACUUUAUUUUUUAUAUCAAUGUUUCUAGUUAUAUGCUUUUGAUGUUUAAUAUAUAUAUAAUUGCUUCCAUGACCUGCCUUAUAGCCCAAGAAACCCAACAGAACAGCUCAAGACUAGCCUAUGCCAGGAUAGUCACGAAUGGCUUUCAAAUGUAAAUAAUAUCAUUUCAUAUACGAGAAUAUUUACAGCUUUUACACUACAAUAGAUUGUCAGGUAUUAUAAAAGAAAAAAAUAAUUUAAAUAAUUAUAAAAGAAUAAAAAUAGUAAGCCAGAAUAGUCCAUGCUGGAUAUUAUAAAAUAAUUAAAACAAUUAUCUUGAGGAAUAUACAAUAGAUUAAUGUCAGGUAUUAUAAAAGAGUGUAAUUACUAUUCCAGUCAAUAAGCCAUAAUGGGCCAUGCCUGAUAUUAUAAAAUAGUCACAGUGAGCAUUGUCAGUAGCUGCAUUAACAUUUGGAUGGCAGUAAAGUUUCAAAAGUUUUCAUUGAAAAAGAGAGGAAGUAGGAUGCUACUUCAUUCCUAUUUCAGUUGGCAUUGCAAAUGGAAACCUGCUCAUCUGAAACUUUGUAAUGGAUGGGUGGAUUUUCUUCACAUUAUCCUAAAAUGUUUUGCAUAUUGAUAUAUUGUUUAUAUAUUUCUUAAAGUAUGUUUUAAGAAAUAUUCAAAAUUUGUAUUUGGGCUGUUUUGUCAGGCUGUUUUAGAUAAAGGCUAUUUGGGCUGUUUCUUCAGGACUGUUUGUCUUGGGCUAAUUUGAUGUAUGUGGUGCUGUGUAAAAGCUGUAUAUAUUCACAUAUAUUAUUAAACAAUAAUUAUUUACAAGCCACUUUUUUUCAGGGCUAUUUUGGCAUGGGCUAUUUAAAUCUUGAGCUGUUCUAUCAGAGCACUUAUGGCUUGAGCUAUUUUGAUGAGGUAUCAAUGAGGAAUCAGUUGCUUGGUAUCUUAUUCAGUUAGAUAAAUAUGCACUUUUAUAAUGACACAAUAAAAUGAUACAAUGUGGUUGAAAAAUUUUUUAAUAUAUUUAAAGGAAUUCAAACUAAAACACUGAAACUAAACAAUGAAGCUUUCAAACUAAAACAUAUGAUACAUAGCUGUUAAUUGGGGUGUGCAGUAGAAACAAAAUUAGAGAAUUCAUUAGUAUCUACUACAUAAUCAUAGUCAGAAUUAAUGAUAAUACUACUAUCAUUUUUGUCAAAAUCUGAGUAAAAUAUUUUUGACAGUUUUGCAAAAGUAAUAAUUAAAUCAAUCUAGAUGUGUAUUGGCAUUAUGCCAUUUUUAUGUUUCCGAUUUGCAUUCAAAAUAAGAGAUACAUUCUUUUAUUAGUAAUAUUUUCCCAAUGAUUGAUCAUUUAUUUUGGUUCUUCAAUACACAUAUAGUUGAUCUUAAAUUAAUUUUUCUCAAAGUAAAUGCCUUUUAUUUUCAUAUAUGCGUAUAUUUAGUUAUGUUUAAUACUUACAUAUUGCAUUUUAGUUUUUGUGUUAAUAUAACAAGAAUUUCUAUUCUAUUAACGUUUCUUAAAAAAAAAAAAAAAAAAAAAAAAAAAAAAAAAAAAAAAAAUUGUUAUUUCAUUGAAGAAUAUUAUUCUGAUACAGAUAGUAAUUCUAAGGCUGUCUUAUUAAAGGAUAUAGGUGUGUAGGAUGAUAUAAUUUUUAAAGAACUCAUGUACAGUAUAAUAUUUUUGUUUAAUUUACUAUUAAGUAUUUUUUUUUACCUAAGGGUGAAAAAACAAACUUUCUGAGAGCUGAAACUUACUUCAUCAUGCCAUAAUUAUUAUAAUUAAUAUAAAUGUAAUAUUUAGAGGUAGAAGAAAUCCUAAAUUUUCUCAAAUCUGUAUUCUCAUAGGUUUGCAAGCUUUUCAAAUCUCAGAUCUUUUCUCACACAAUAAAAACAGGAAAGAAAUAACCUGUACUUGACAUUAAAAGUUUUGAUGACUCAAAAUUUGAAAUCUCCAUUUAAUGAAAAAUAAAUUUAAGAAUGCAGUUUUUAAAAAUACACCUGUGUUUAUUAAAAAGAUGCAAACGAAGUUUAAUCAACCCUUACACAUAAAUAAAAUUCUUGAACAUGAGGUUCAUUAAAACAGUUGAAACUCGAGUUUCAUUUCUGCAACAUGAUUUGGCAAAAAAUAUUUUCGUAACAGUUCAUUUUUACUUCCUUGUACGAAGUAAAAAGGAAGUAUUGUAAUCGCGAAAAGUUUCAGGCAGCAUAUUUCAACGAAAAUAUUCAUUUUUGACCGCUAUCGAA